AUGUCAUCGAGUGUCGAAUGUCCUGCACUUUUCAGUUGUGAAACAACUGGUACUGAUGAGUAUUCUUUGCUAAGUUCUCAAAAAGCGACAACAGAAACUCCUGGAUCAAAUGGUGGGUUUGUGCCUCUGAGAGAAUUUCUGGAUAAAUUUCCUUUACCAAGAGUCGUACGAAUUGAAGAUGGUGGAAGUCGACCAAUACUGUUGUACACGCAACAACCACGAUCAUUAAGAAUUACUGCAACUUUACUGAUGCAUCGUUAUCGACAUGAUAUCAAAGUUGGUCCAGAAAUUGUUAUCCCUGAAGGAUAUCCAGGCGAGUUAUAA
This is a messenger RNA of Cotesia congregata, 324 nucleotides long. NCBI's taxonomy places the organism in Eukaryota, Metazoa, Arthropoda, Insecta, Hymenoptera, Braconidae. The record is from the annotation of a GenBank genome assembly.